UUGCCGUUGCCGUUGCCGUUGCCGCUGUCGCUGUCGCUGUCGCCGUCGUUGCCGUUGCCGCUGUCGACGACGAAAAGUGGGGUUAGGUCUUUGGUAGAGGGACGCGAGAGCGAGAGCGAGAGGACGAGUUUUCUCGGGUCGGUAAGUGGGGAUAGAAGCUCGGUGUGUGCAGCAGCGGUAGAAGCACAAGCAGAAGCAAACGAAUAGUUUCUCCGUUCUCCGUUCCCGGGCAAGCUGUGUCGAGUGACCGUAGAGCGAGACGCAGAGUGCCGUGCUGGUCGAAAGAUAGAGAGAGAAAGAGAGAGAGAGAGAGAGAGAGAGAGAGAGAGAGAGAGAACGAGCGACCGCCGAACGGGCUAGAACGAGAGGCGUGGAAAAGGGACGAGUGGCGAGUGGCGAGUAGCGAGUGGCUCGUGGAACGGCAUGUCCUCGCGUGCUCGUGUCGUACAGCGUUCCUGAACGCAGCCAUUACGACAGAACCGCUCUCGGUGACGCUUUGCUGCUCUCGGUAGAGCGGUGCUCACGCGCGCAGUGAUCGCGGAACGAUCGGAACGGGACGCACGUGUUUCGCCGGAAUUUCCAACGAGGAUUUCUGGUGGCGGAGGCGCAUAUCUGUGAAAGUGCGUGUACACGGAGGCCGAGAAGACGCGGUCUUGACGCGCGGCGUCGCGUCGCGGAUACACAACCUCGAUCGAGAUCCUGCGGUUUCCUGGCCGACGACCCCAACGAGAGACCGUCGGAAUCCACGCUCUCCGACAUCGUUCUUCCAGUAUUCGAAUCGAAUCGAAUCGAAUCGAGUCGAUAACGAUCCAGGAUGUUCGACGUAUUCGGCUCGGUGAAGGGGCUGCUGAAGCUCGAUGCGGUCUGCAUCGACAACAACGUGUUCAGGCUGCACUACAAAGCCACCGUGAUCAUACUAAUCGCGUUUUCACUGUUGGUCACCUCCAGACAGUACAUAGGCGACCCUAUAGACUGUAUCGUGGACGAGAUACCGCUUCACGUGAUGGACACCUAUUGCUGGAUCUACUCGACGUUCACGAUCCCGGAUCGAGUCGGCACCAUCGGCAAGGACCUGGUGCAGCCCGGCGUGGCGGCCCACGUCGAGGGCGAGGACGAGGUCAAGUACCACAAGUACUAUCAGUGGGUGUGCUUCACGCUGUUCUUCCAGGCGAUACUGUUCUACGUACCGCGUUAUCUGUGGAAGACUUGGGAAGGCGGUAGGAUCAAGAUGCUGGUGUUGGACUUGAACUGUCCGGUCAUGACCGAGGACUGCAAGGCCGAAAGGAGGAAGUUGCUGGUCGAGUACCUGGCGAGCAACUUGCACACGCAGAACUUCUACGCGUUCCGGUUCUUUUUAUGCGAGAUGCUGAACUUCGUCAACGUGGUCGGCCAAAUCUACUUCAUGGAUUUCUUCCUCGACGGGGAGUUCACGACCUACGGCUCGGACGUGGUCAAGUUCACGGAGAUGGAGCCGGAGGAGAGGAUGGACCCGAUGUCCCGGGUGUUCCCGAAGGUGACCAAAUGCACCUUCCACAAAUACGGUGCGUCCGGCACCGUGCAGAAGUUCGACGGCCUAUGCGUGCUGCCGCUGAACAUCGUCAACGAGAAGAUUUACGUGUUCCUCUGGUUCUGGUUCAUCAUUCUUUCGAUCUUGAGCGGCUUGACGCUGGCCUACCGCGCCGCGGUGGUAGCGGGCCCGAAGAUUCGGCUGGUGCUGUUGCGGGCCCGAUCGCGCCUCUCGCCUCCCGAACAGAUCGAGAUGAUAGCGGAGAAGUGCCAGAUCGGCGAUUGGUUCGUUCUCUAUCAGCUCGGCAAGAACAUAGACCCGUUGGUCUACCAACAGCUGGUCGCCGAUCUCGCCACCAAGCUGCAGGGCAAGGAGUUGGUCUAGUAGCGGUACCCGCCGACUCUUCUUCGUCUCUUCUUUUUCCGCUUGUUUCUUCCGAGCCUAUGCCUACCCCCUGAAUUUACCGAACCGCGAGCGAGAGCGGGGGCGGGACAUCCGACGACCACCAUCGGGCGGCUUCUUUGUUUCGCCUUGCCUUUUACCUUACCGUACCUUACCUUACCUUACCUUACCUUACCUUACCUUACCUUACCUUACCUUACCUCACCUUACCUUAC
Megalopta genalis is the source of this 2124-nucleotide messenger RNA. RefSeq names its product innexin 2 (gene Inx2). Gene Ontology annotation, cellular component: plasma membrane; gap junction. Gene Ontology annotation, molecular function: gap junction channel activity. The record is from RefSeq and is a predicted model, not a curated record. NCBI's taxonomy places the organism in Eukaryota, Metazoa, Arthropoda, Insecta, Hymenoptera, Halictidae. Gene Ontology annotation, biological process: phototransduction.